Oncorhynchus nerka (sockeye salmon) is the source of this 890-nucleotide messenger RNA. Its product is annotated as palmitoyltransferase ZDHHC11-like. The record is from RefSeq and is a predicted model, not a curated record. The annotation marks the transcript as partial. The transcript has 4 exons. Lineage: Eukaryota; Metazoa; Chordata; Actinopteri; Salmoniformes; Salmonidae.
UUUACCAGUGAGUUCAUCUCCGCACCACAGUUUACCAGUGAGUUCUCCUCCACACCACAGUUUACCAGUGAGUUCUCCUCCACACAACAGUUUACCAGUGAGUUCUCCUCCACACCACAGUUUACCAGUGAGUUCUCCUCCACACCACAGUUUACCAGUGAGUUCUCCUCCGCACCACAGUUUACCAGUGUGAUGAGUAACGGGACGUUGCUGGUCUUCCUGUCUGUAGGUGUGAUGAGUAACGGGACGUGGCUGGUCUUCCUGCCCCUGGCACCCAUGGAGACAGGGUCAGGGAGUCUCCUGGUUGUCGCCUUCCUCACGGUCAUGUUGGCUACUGGCUCUCUACUGCUGCUGGUUCACCUACUGGGCUUCCACAUCUAUCUCUUGUUAAACAAAAUGAGCACGUAUGACUACAUUAUAACAAGACGUCGUAAACAGGCCAGCCAGCAGGACAUAGAGAUGGGCUUUCCCCAGUCAUCUGACAGCAACGCAGAACAGAAUCAUCCGCAAAUGGAGCCCUCCAUCGAUUGUGAUGCGUUGUUGUCAGACCGUGUCAGGUAGGUAAUCCCACUAGGAAAUCAUGACACCGAUGCAUUUGGUUAUCAUGUACAGUGUUGCAAGACACAGGUACUGGAAGUUCUGCUAUACAGCUGUGGAAUCGUUAUCUUCCAAAGUGUCAAAGUUAUCUCAAAGAUAGACUUGUAGAAUAACACAGUAUUGUAGUUAUCUCAAAGAUAGACUUGUAGAAUCACACAGUAUUGUAGUUAUCUCAAAGAUAGACCUGUAGAAUCACACAGUAUUGUAGUUAUCUCAAAGAUAGACUUGUAGAAUCACACAUUACUGUAGUUAUCUCAAAGAUAGACUUGUAGAAUCACACAUUACUGUAGUUA